AUGGAGUCUAUGCAGAAGCCGCAUCUUCAUUCCUCUCAGGGCUGUUUCCCAUUUUCCCAGUGUGCUCAGCUCUCUCUCUGUCUCUCUUGCUCAGCCUAUCCCGUUCAGCAGAUGGAGAGGAGCAGGAGGUGGGGAGAGGAAGAGGAAGAGGAGGAGGAGGAGGGGGAGGGUAAGACAGAGGGAGGGUGGGAGGAAAACGAGCUGUAUCGCUCUCUCCUGCAUCAGCGUCAGCAUCACAGCCACGCCAGCCUCCGUCACCCGACACCAACGAGGAAGAAGGAGCUAAAAAAAAACAGCAGCAGCUCCUCCUCCCCCUCCUGA
Messenger RNA from Xyrichtys novacula (pearly razorfish), 321 nucleotides. The record is from the annotation of a GenBank genome assembly. NCBI's taxonomy places the organism in Eukaryota, Metazoa, Chordata, Actinopteri, Labriformes, Labridae.